AUGGGCUCCAGGGGCCACACCUCGCUGGCCCUGCUUCUAGUGCUGCUGCUGCUCCCGGUCAACAGUGUCAACAGCUUUCAACAAGAAAAGGAUGAUCUUACUGGUCAAACAAAGGGAGAGAGCCAUCGGCCCCUACGGCGAGCCAAGAGAAGAUGGGUUAUUACCACCCUGGAACUGGAGGAGGAAGAUCAAGGACCCUUUCCCAAAUUUGUUGGGGAGCUCUUCAAUGAUAUGUCUCAUAACAUGUCAUUAAUAUAUUUAAUCAGCGGACCUGGUGUGGACGAAUAUCCAGAGAUUGGUUUGUUUUCUAUAGAAGAUCACAGGAACGGAAGAGUGUACGUUCACCGCCCUGUCGAUCGAGAGACAACACCGUCUUUUAUGGUUUAUUUUGAUGUUGUGGAUCGCUUAACAAGAAAGGUCAUGGAUAAUUCCUUGAUUUUCAACAUUAGGAUCGGUGAUGUAAACGAUCACGCACCCCAGUUCCCUGAGAAGGAAUUCAACAUCAGUGUGGAGGAGAACCACCCUGCAGGUCAACCUAUUUUCCAGAUAUUGGCAGUUGAUUUGGAUGAAGAAAAUACCCCAAAUUCUCAAGUCCUUUAUUUCCUUAUUUCUCAAACGCCAUCGCUGAAAGAAAGUGGCUUCCAGAUUGACCGUACUAGUGGAGAAAUACGACUCUCAGGAUGCUUAGAUUAUGAGACGGCUCCGCGGUUUACACUACUAGUUGGAGCGAAGGAUUUGGGAGAACCUCCCCUGACAUCCACGGCCACGGUUCAUGUGAACGUGCAAGAAGGCAACAACCACAGGCCCACGUUUACCCGGGAGAACUAUAGGAUUCAGAUUUCUGAAGGCUGCACAAGCCAGAGUGUGUUACGUCUCCUGGUCCAAGACGGUGACUUGCCAUUUACGUCAGCUUGGAGAGUAAAAUUUCGCAUACUGAAUGGCAACGAAGAGGGGCAUUUUGACAUUUUCACUGACCCCGAGACCAAUGAAGGGAUCUUAAAUGUGAUCAAGCCCUUGGAUUACGAAACUCACCCUGUGCGAAGUCUUGUCAUCACAGUGGAGAAUGAGGAGCUGCUCUUCCCCUGCGAGGGGGGCCAGGUCCGGGGGCCCGUGGGGGCCGCAGCCAGCGCCACUGUGAGCGUGCAGGUGAUGGACGCCAACGACCCGCCAGCCUUUCACCCCAGGAGCUUUGUCGUCAGCGAGCUCGACGGUGCCAGGCCUGGAAUUCAGUUGGGAAUUUUCAAUGCUACAGAUCCAGACAGAGCUGCCAGCCGGAUAAGGUAUAAACUGGCUUAUGAUCCAGCACAUUGGGUCACCAUAGAUGAACUCUCAGGAACAGUUACCACCAGGCAGCAAAUUGACCGAGAAUCCCCUUAUGUAAAUGACAGCUUUUACGUAAUCAUCGCGCACGCUGUUGACGAUGGCCUCCCGCCACAGACCGGGACAGGGACCCUGAUGCUUUUCCUGUCUGACGUCAACGACAACGCCCCUGCUCUGCAUCCCCAUUCUCGAUACGUGGAAGUCUGUGAGUCUGCACUGAAUGAGACCCUCCUCCUCCAGGCAGAGGAUGGUGACCUGGAGCCCUAUGCAGACCCCUUUACAUUUGAAUUGGACAAAUCGUGGGAAAGUGAAGGAGACACAUGGAAAUUGGGGGAAAAUCGGGGUUGGUCAGUUGAACUUUUAAUGUUGAGAAGCCUCCCACCGGGUAAUUACUCAGUGCCACUGCUCAUCAGAGAUAAACAGGGACUCUCCCAGAAGCAGACUGUCCAUGUGAGGGUCUGUUUCUGUCCCGAAGGAGUCAUGUGUGUGGAGCCCUCGGUCGCAGUCACAGGAACUGGGCUCCUUGUGGGCACCCUGGCCCCUCCCUGUGCAGCGUUCAUGAUUCUGGCAGCCACUCUGCUGUUCCUGCUGCGAUGCUAUUUUUUGUCCAAAGUCAGGCCCAGAAGCUCUGAGGAAGGCCAGCAGACUCUGAUCGUGUAUAACGACGAGAGCAAGGCCAUUUCAUCCCAGGUAGUGGAGUCUAACGCUUCCUGUUUCCUGACAGUGACGUCCAUAGUCCAUGUACAUGGUUUUCUACUCACGGAGCCCCCGUCGCUUCUUCACGCUCACUCAUAUUUGAGUAGAAAAUGGAUCCACAGGACAUGCUACCACGUGCCAGCGAGAGCACUGGACCAGGAGUACUUUGUCUCGGGGACUCCAGGGCAUUCCAGAAGUUCAGUGCCUGUUGCAGUUCACCAGGACACCGUGGUGCCCAGACGAUGCCUGGACACAAGGGCACUGAUGGUGGCGGAGGCCCUGAAUCAGAAGCUCUGUGGCAUGGAUGUGCUCGCAGGUGACACUGGGGACCCGCCGCACAUCUACGCAGAGGAGGGAGAGUGUGAAAGAGCAGAAAGCCUCAGCUCUCUUGCCUUCUCAGAGCCGGACCCAUGGGCUUCAAAGGCUGCUCCACUUGAAGAAGAAAUAUAUUCUAAGUCAGGCGUUCCUUCCUAAAAAAAGCAUGUUUUGGAGAAAUGGACUAAUUCAUGGAGGGUAAUCACUGUUCAAGGAUGUUCUUUUUCUUCUCGCCCAUCCUCCUCUUUCUCCUUCUUAAAUCCCUCCUCGCCCUAAUAUGAGGAUAACCAUGAGCCUGGAUUAAAUGCUCUGAUAUUUUCAGAGCAGACGUCUUGCACCAAAGCAAAACAAUAGGUCAUGCUUUUAUUUUUAAUGUGAAUUUUUAGAGAAAUCUUAAUUUAAUUGUGUAACACCUCAUUUCUAUUAACAGCCCUGCUCUGAGGGGAAAUGAAAUGAUAACUUAUAGAUUACCCAGCAAUUUGGUCACAACAGGUAAUGCUGGGGAAAAAUGAAAAUGGAUUGCUUUUAGUGAUUAUGUACAUUUCUGUAAUUAUGACCUGCUUCAGUUUAAAUAAGAAAAUAGAUGCAUAGGGUAAGGUGUAAUAUUUGUGAUCAGUAUUUUUAGUGGUUGUCAAGAAACAAAUAUUGAUUCCUUUUCACUUUUUGAGUAAAUAAGUUUAAGACAAAGGAUAAUGCGUAGAACUUUAAAAGCCAUACACACUGUAACACAUGAAUGGACACAAGGUAACUUGCAUUUAUUAUGGACUUGAAAGAAUUUAGGAGCCGUUGAAUGAAUAAAUUCCAGUUAGAUUUUAUCUCUAAACAAAAUUCAAACUUCAACCGGGUUUUUACUCGUCCACUUACUGCUAGUUUGUGUGUGCGUGGGGGGGAGGAGUUUCUUUUAAAAUUCUUUUUAGAAAUUUGAACAGCAAGACAUAUACCCUAAAAACACUUUUCUUGUCUGAGUAAAGGAUGCAUGAUGCAGGACAAAAGGGGUGCAGGUUCCUGACACCAUGAAGCCCUGAGGGUCCCAUCCCCUGAUCACGUUAUCCUGGACUCAAGAUCAGGGAGGCUUAAAUAUGUCUUGUUUAAGCCGCCACUCUUUUGGGUUUUCUGCCACCCAUGAGUAAACCUAAUCUUUACUGAUCCGAAAGGACGGACCACAAGUAGCAGGAUAGUAAUAGUGAUAUGAUAAUGAUGGUAAUAAAGAGUAAUAAAAACAAGAGUUUUCUUGUCUGAGUAAUUUUACUUAGUAAACAGGUAAGCAAAAUUGUAAAUGCUAUCAGAACACUUGAAUAAAUACAUUGGCUAUCUAAAAGUCUACAGCCAAAUCCUAAAAAAUUUAUAUAACUGAUGGUCAUCAUUGGUGAGUGGCCUCCCGCGCCCCAGGAUCUAUCAGGAGAAACACAUCUUCGCUGUCCAAUCAGUGAAGUAUUACAUUAAGUCAUUCUAGCUGACUCAGGGUUAUAACUUCCCCUUCUUUCCGAAGAAGCUGUACAGAUAUUUAAAGAAAUCUCAAGUGUUUGUACAUGGUUACUUCACUCAUCCCUGAGUGCUCUGGGUAACUGAAAAGGAAGAAAAACCAUCUCCAGGGGCGCUUGGGUGGCACAGCAGUUAAGCGUCUGCCUUCGGCUCAGGGUGUGAUCCCGGCCUUAUGGGAUCGAGCCCCACAUCAGGUUC
Molecule: messenger RNA, 4011 nt
Organism: Ailuropoda melanoleuca (giant panda)
Lineage: Eukaryota; Metazoa; Chordata; Mammalia; Carnivora; Ursidae
Gene: CDH26
Product: cadherin 26
Exons: 16
Coding region: 1-2490 (829 amino acids)
Biological process (GO): cell morphogenesis; cell-cell adhesion mediated by cadherin; adherens junction organization
Cellular component (GO): catenin complex; adherens junction; plasma membrane
Molecular function (GO): beta-catenin binding; calcium ion binding; cadherin binding
Source: RefSeq, a predicted model, not a curated record